This is a messenger RNA of Closterium sp. NIES-65, 1287 nucleotides long. NCBI's taxonomy places the organism in Eukaryota, Viridiplantae, Streptophyta, Zygnematophyceae, Desmidiales, Closteriaceae. The record is from the annotation of a GenBank genome assembly.
AUGGCUUCCCCUAGCGUUCUCACUUUUGACGACGGCCUCUCCCUGUUUGACCUCACUUCUGGUGCCUCCCCUGCCCCUACUGCUGAUGCUGACGCCACUGUUUGCUCACAGUGGGCCACACGUGAUGCUGCUGCUCGCCUUGCUGUUGGCCGCCACUUACCGACCACUGAGCGUGCACACUUUAGCCAGUACAAGAGUGCUCAGACCUUGUACGACGCUGUAGUUGCACGCUACUCUUCCCUUGCCACUACUGCACUGAGCCGCCUCAUGCUUCCCUUCCUCUUCCCUGACCUUGCUGCCUUUCCCACUGUUGCUGACCUCAUAACGCACCUCCGCACUCUUGACACUCGCUACCGCGCUGCGCUACCUGCUGAGUUCUGCGCCAAGAACCCCCCCCCCAUGUACAUCACCCUCUACUACAUAGUCACCCGGCUCCCUGACUCUCUUCGCGUAGUCAGGGACCACUUCCUCUCUGUUUGCCCCACCACUCUCAGCGUUGACCUCCUCGAGAAGGCCCUCCUAGCGAUAGAGAAGAGCAUAGUCACUGUAGGAGCCUCUCGUGGUGAUCCUCGCACCCCCGUCUUUGAGGGGUGUUCUCCCUCCCCCCUCUUGCCCUCUGUUGCCUCUGCUGCUACGGCCGAACUCGUUGGUUUCGAGCCGGUCGGCGCUGUGUCUGCCCCAAGCGGGAGACGCCGCACAGGCAAGGCUAGGGGGGCAAGGGCGCUGGAGGGGGUGGAGGGGGCGGUGGAGGUGGUGGUGGAGGCAGUGGAGGGAUUGGGGGUGGUGGUGGGAGUGGUGCCAGGGGAGGUGGCGGCGGCGGCAGCGGUGGAGGUGGCGGGGGCGGUGGAGGUGGCGGAGGGAGCGAAGGCGGCGGAGGUAGUGCACGCGACGGAGGUGGAGGAGAUAGCAGAGGCGGCGAAGGCGGCGGCGGAGGCGGAGGCGGCGGUGGUGGAGCGAGUCGCGACUCUGCGCCGAGGAGUGGCUCCGGUGGUGGUCAGCGCGAGCAGCAGCAGCGGAGUGGUGGCUCCUAUCUUUGAUCUUGACUUUGAUGUUAUUCUUGCUGCUAUGUAUGUUGUUGCUGAUAGUGUUGAGGGUGCCUGUUACCUGUGUGUACCGCAUGACCCGGGCGUUGAGGCUGCUGCGCUAGGUGCUGGUGAGGCUACUGCUCUAGGUGCUAGUGAGUCUGCCGCCCCAGGUGCUGGUGAGUCUGCUGUCUCAGGUACUACUUCGGCUCAGGCCUUCCACACCUUCACCCUGGACUCGGGUGCGUCCCGCUCCUUCUUCUGA